Messenger RNA from Suhomyces tanzawaensis NRRL Y-17324, 1602 nucleotides. RefSeq lists its product as uncharacterized. NCBI's taxonomy places the organism in Eukaryota, Fungi, Ascomycota, Pichiomycetes, Serinales, Debaryomycetaceae. The transcript is spliced from 2 exons. The coding region runs from base 1 to 1602 and encodes 533 amino acids. The record is from RefSeq and is a predicted model, not a curated record. Gene Ontology annotation, molecular function: iron ion binding; oxidoreductase activity, acting on paired donors, with incorporation or reduction of molecular oxygen; heme binding.
AUGUACUAUCUUUUUGCUAGGGUUUCUGCACUGCUCUGGCUACUAUUGGACUGGCUUGGACUAUACAACCCUCCCAAAAUUCCUGGGAUUCUCUCCAUUCCCGGGUACCCAAUAGUAGGCAAUCUCCUACAGGUGCUCUCCAAUCCAGCAGAAGUAUACAUGAAAUGGAGCGACAAGCACGAGGCAUCUCUCUUCCAGGUCCAGCUUGGGGCUCAACGUAUGGUGGUGGUCAACAAGUACCAGGAUGUCUAUAAUCUAUGGGUGAAGCACUCUUUUGCAACCGCUUCUCGUCCUGUGCUGUAUACGUUCCACGACAUCGUGUCGGCCACCCAAGGCUUCACAGUGGGCUCCACCCCAUUCUGUCCUUCGUAUGUCUUGAAAAAGAAGACUCUUGCUUCAAAUCUCAACAAAAAGGCUGUCUCUGAAUUAUCGGGCGUAUUUGACAAAGAAGUGAACUACACCAUCAGGAACUUAAUUCUAGACAAUAGAGAACUCCUGGGGCCUCCUUCGUGCAAUAUCUACCGAAACUUCAGGAAUGAAUCGUGCGAUAUCGACCUUUAUCGGUAUUUCCAGCUUUUUGCGUUGAGAAGUUCAGUCUAUAUCACCUACGGUUUGCACCUCGACUGCUACAGGAGAGAUGGUCCAUUCUGUCAGGAUAUUAUCGACAUCGAGGCACAAAUAAUGAGGUAUCGUUCCACCACGUCCAACUUGGCGGACUACAUAAUUCCAUUGAGGUAUUUGCCGGGGGUCUCAAAGUAUCCCGAAUAUAUUAGAGGCAGAAGGGAUUUCUAUAUGGAGGAUCUAAUGGAUUCAAUGAAGCGGAGAUACGCUAGAGAGGAACAUCCGAUCAAAACUAAUUUGGUGGCAAAAAUAGCUAGCAAAAACUGCCUAUUGACCGAUCUGGAGCUCAAGUCCAUCUGUUUGACCAUGGUAAGUGCAGGUUUGGAUAAUACGCCAUUGACCAUGAAUUAUUUGAUGGGGCAGUUGUCCCAUCCUCAUGGGGAAAAGCAGCAAGAACGCGCCUUCAACGAACUCAUGAGAAUCUCGGGAAACAGGUUGAUCUCGGCAUGGGAAGCAGCCGCAACUGAACAAAACUGUGAUUACAUCACAGCUUUAGUUUAUGAGGCGUUGAGGAGUUUUUCUGUAUUGCCAUUGGGUCUACCCAGAGUGACCACAAAGGAUAUCACUUACAAAGAUGUAACGAUUCCUGCUGGAACCACUUUGGUAAUGAAUGCCUAUGCAGCUAAUCAUGACGAGAAUGUUUUCGAAAACCCCUAUCAAUUUAAUCCCAACAGGUGGCUCGACACUAAUGGAAAUUUAUUGCACAAUCUGAACAAGUUUCAUCUCACAUUCGGGUUGGGCACCAGGAUGUGCUCUGGUAAUCAUUUGGCAAUGGCAGAAAUGUAUACGCUCACGUGCCGCAUGAUUUUGAUGUUCAAAAUUAAGGCCCCCACAGGUCCACUGUUGAUGGUGUUGGAUCCUUUUCGAAACAAUCGGAAUUCUGGUGGAACAUCAUUUGAGCCAAAGCCAUUUAAGGUGAGACUAGAACCAAGGGUGUGGUCGGGAAGCGACACUCUAUAUUAUAGGUUAAUGCGACAAUAG